AUGAAGCAACGGAUUAACACAGGGCUUCAUGGAUCAAGCGUUUCUGAUAUAGACCGUGAGGCUUUCAUUUUAGCAAAUUUACAGCAUGAAAAUAUUGUCAAUUUGCACGAAGUUUUCUAUCGGGAGGAUUCCGUCGUACUCAUUUUGGACUUAGUAACUGGUGGGGAACUGUUUGCGCGCGUAGCCGAUUGUGAGCGGUUAUCAGAGGAGGAGGCUUCAAAUUUUGUCCAGCAAAUUCUUUUGGGUGUUCAACAUAUGCAUGGUUUGGGUAUUGUUCACUUGGAUUUGAAGCCUGAGAAUAUAAUGAUCGAAGAUCUGGCAUCCAGAAAGAUAAAAAUUAUUGAUUUUGCCUAG
Molecule: messenger RNA, 354 nt
Organism: Schistosoma mattheei
Lineage: Eukaryota; Metazoa; Platyhelminthes; Trematoda; Strigeidida; Schistosomatidae
Source: the annotation of a GenBank genome assembly